Mercurialis annua (annual mercury) is the source of this 2272-nucleotide messenger RNA. RefSeq lists its product as uncharacterized. The coding region runs from base 164 to 2200 and encodes 678 amino acids. NCBI's taxonomy places the organism in Eukaryota, Viridiplantae, Streptophyta, Magnoliopsida, Malpighiales, Euphorbiaceae. The record is from RefSeq and is a predicted model, not a curated record. Gene Ontology annotation, cellular component: cytosol. The transcript is spliced from 15 exons. Gene Ontology annotation, biological process: L-tryptophan biosynthetic process.
ACCACCCACCAAACCAACCCAUUUCCCUCCCAAUUGUUGGUGGAACCGAACCGAACCCUCGAACAAAUUCCACCACCGCACACUUCUGCACUUUUUCUCCUUCACAUGUUUUAAGAUCUCUUCAUCAGCCCAAUUCUUUUAUUUUCUUGCACCCAAAACAAGGAUGAAUUUUGCUUUAUAUUUGGAUUUUUCUUUUCUGGGUCUCAAGUCUACUAAUGGUUCUUGCUCGAAUUUGUUGUUAACCAAGUCAUUUAUUCAAGAAUCCUCGUACUGUUCUUGUAAAAAAAAGAUGGUUGUUUGCAGCCAUUUAAUGCCUGGACAUUUAGAGGGUUCUUUCAUGGGGGAGAAAAGAUUUGAAGAACUUCCCAGGAAGUUGGAAUAUGUUAGAACAUUGUUGGUUGAUAAUUAUGAUAGUUAUACUUAUAAUAUUUAUCAAGAAUUGUCUGUUGUUAAUGGAGUGCCUCCUGUGGUGGUGAAGAAUGAUGAGUGGACAUGGGAGCAAGUUUGCUAUUAUUUAUAUGAAGAAAAAGCAUUUGAUAACAUUGUUAAUAUCAUUUCACCUGGUCCUGGUUCUCCUACUUGUGCUACUGAUAUAGGAAUAUGUCUUCGGUUGCUGCUCGAGUGUAGGGAUAUUCCUAUUUUGGGUGUUUGUCUUGGAUACCAGGCUUUGGGUUAUGUUCAUGGUGCUCAAGUUGUCCAUGCAUCUGAACCAGUUCAUGGAGGCAUGAGCGAAAUUGAGUAUAAUGGGUGCAAACAUUUCAAUAAUAUACCUUCUGGCCCAAACGCUGGAUUCAAGGUGGUUCGAUAUCAUUCUCUUGUUAUAGAUGAAGAAUCACUUCCAGAGGAUCUUGUACCAAUUGCAUGGACUACUUCUGCUGGCAUACAUUCUUUCCUCGAGUCUCAGAGUUCUGAUACUUGGUCUUAUAGCCUCUCUGAAGAAGUGCAAAUGAAAAAAAUUAUCGUGGGCAUUAAGCAUUCUACAAGACCUCACUAUGGUUUACAGUUUCAUCCAGAGAGUAUUGCCACCUGUCAUGGGAGGCAGAUAUUUGAAAAUUUUAGAGAGAUGACACAGAAUCAUUGGCAGAGACUGAGAUCAACAUUUGUCAAUGAGAGAAAUGCCAUUUACGCUGCUGCAUCAAGUAAGAAAGAAAAGCGUUUACCAGGCAUCGCGAUGGAGAUCUACCAUCAAUUACCGAAGACCUUUCCUGUUCGAGUAGUACAUCCUUCGCCUAGAAAGUCGCGGUCAUUUUCCUUUACGGUUACCAAUUCAAAAUAUAAAACUGAAUCGGAGGAUCGGAAUCGAAUGUUUAUUCUGGGAAUGGGGUAUGUAGGUCAAGUCUUUGCAAGAAACCUCAGAAACGAAGACUGGAUGGUUACUGGUACGAGCACAAGCACAGCCAAAAAGGAGGAGCUUAAGGAGAGAGGAUUUGAUAUUUGCCUUUUCGAUACGAAUGAGCCUCAAUUGAGCACAUUGAAUACUUUGAAGAGCUGUACACACUUACUAGUGUCUAUCCCUUCUGUGGUAGGCGUUGGCGAUCCGUUGCUUCAGCAUGAUGAACUACUGAGAAGUACUUUGUUGGAUGGAAAUCUUCAAUGGCUCUGCUAUCUGUCGUCUACUAGUGUAUAUGGUGACUGUGGUGGUGCUUGGGUGAAUGAAGAUUAUUCGACAAGCCCUACAAGUGAAACGGCUAAAGCAAGGUUGGCUGCUGAAGAAGGAUGGAUAAAUCUGGGCACUAGUCUUGGAAUUUCAACGCAAAUAUUUCGACUUGGUGGUAUCUAUGGUCCUGGUAGGAGUGCUAUUGACACAAUAAUUAAGCAAGAACCCGUUUCGAGAAGUCAGAAGAUGAGAAUAUCCAAAAAGUACACAUCCAGAGUUCACGUUGAUGAUAUUUGUCAAGCACUGAAGGCUAGCAUCCACAGACUACCCUUCCGGAGAAUUUACAAUAUUGUGGAUGACGACCCGGCUCCUCGUGACGAGGUGUUUGCCUAUGCUAGAGAAUUGGUUGAGAAAAAGUGGCCAACUUGGGCCGAGCAUAAUACAUUUACUGAGAAAGCUAUAUCAUAUAACCGGAGAGGCGAGAAACGUGUUUCCAAUGAUCGAAUGAAAAAAGAACUAGGAGUCAGGCUUCUUCAUCCGAGUUACAAAUCAGGAUUGCUUAAUAUCAUAGAUCAGAUGGAAUAUCCAUCAUCAGAGAAGUAGACUGUUUAUGUUGUAGAUAAAUUAGAAGUACACUGAUUUCUGCAAUGAAAGUGCCUUUAAGUUUUGCCUUCA